Molecule: messenger RNA, 8223 nt
Organism: Lymnaea stagnalis (great pond snail)
Lineage: Eukaryota; Metazoa; Mollusca; Gastropoda; Lymnaeidae
Source: the annotation of a GenBank genome assembly
ACUAUCAAAGACAAAUGAAAUAUGGAGUACCUGGUGUUGAACUAGCGGAUUUGUUAAAUUAAAAUAUAGUCGAAGUAGAUGUAGAGACUAUUUAGCUCACAUUUAUUAAAUAGCAGGUUUUACAUUUCGGUAAGCCUACCUUUCAUACGGUUUCACAAUGGACAUUGAGUCAAGAAGUAUCGAUAUUGCGAAAACUGCUUCUAUUGAUAUGAUGACUUUAAACAAUAAGGUGAGUUUACUGGACUUAACGUGGUCACCUAAAUAUCAGUUAUUAAAAUGAAGGCUAUAGACUAUAGACUCUAUAGAAAUAUCACCACAAAGUUUCGCGGUUUUCGUCAUACUAAUGCUUUGUAACUUUGUGCUUUCAUAAAUAGCUGGCAAGAUAUCCCUGUAGGCCUAUUUAUUAAUAUUUAGCCUAGUAGUACCAACACAUUAGUCUUGCCAUGCUGGUGACGUAAUUAUUUUGUUCGGUGGCUAUUUCCCUCACCUUUCUUGGUGGGGGAAAUUAUUAUUUAUUUUUAACAGGGUCUCUUAAAAGACAUCUAAAUUGGUCGCCUAAAUCAUAAAAGUAAAAAGGUCUGCAUUAGGCCUACUACAUGAUUAUAAUACAAGCCAGUGAUACAAUAACUAUCAUAGGAUUAUGCAAUAUUAUUCACCUUUGCCUAUGACAAAAUUGAUGAGCAUGACAGUGAUAAAUCAAAAUUAAUAUGACAAAUGAAGGAAUUAAAUAAACCUAGGGUUCCAAAUUUUAUUUUUGAAAAAAUUAAAACAAAAAUAAUGAUAUAAAAUUUACCAUUCCACUAGUUUUUCUUCCACAAAACUGUUUAUGUUUGCUUAGGCCUAAUUAAAAUUUAUUUUUGGAAAUAAAGGACAAGUAGGUCAUUAUGCAGCUGUGAGAGGUUUUCGCAGUGUAUAAGUCAUAUAACAUAUGAUGACAGCAAGACGUCCAGCAAUAAUGAAUAUCGGAUUGCCAGCCCAGAGACAGACAGACAGUCUGACCUCUGGUAGACGACCAAAAACCCCAGUCACUUUCGGCCUUGAUGGCUGAAAGUCCCAAUUACUUUCGGCGCCAAAACCGAAGCUGAAAUUCGGUCGGUCUCUAGUCAAAACCUAGGUUCCGAUCGGGUCCAAACCCAGGUUAGGGAUAGGGAUAGAUUUAGAUUUAGGGUUCAGAUUGGGUUUAGGGAUAUAUUUAGGACAUUUUUGAAUUAAUUUUUAACAUUUUAUUCUUAAUUUUAGCAAAUGUGACUUAUUUUAUUUUUCCACGGCCAUCAUCUUGGUUGCCAAGACCAGUGAAACCGUCAAAGUUCUCGGGUCGCGGCAACCAAGAUGGCAACCAUGGUAAAAAACGCGGUGCCAUCGCAUUUACCAAAGUGGGUGUCGGUAACAGUUGCUACCCUAGGAGUUAGGAGGUUGCCACAAGAGGUGAGGGUCACCGGAUAGAGCAGGGUGACAUCAGAGUAGACUGCCAACUGAACAGGAUUCCAUCAGAACAAGGGGCCACAAGAACAGGAUGCCGCCAUUGCAGAUUUCCACCAGAACAGGUUGUCAUGUGACAUAGCAGAAUGUCAUCAGAACAGGGUGUCAUUAGUGUAGGGGGCCAUAAAAACAGGGUGCUACUAGAAUUGGAUGCCACCAGAUCAGGUUGCUAGCAUAGUAGGUUGUCCAAAGAACUGGGUGCCACCAGACAGAGCAUGGUGCCACCAGACAGAGCAGGGUGCCAUUAGAGUAGGUAGCAAACCAAACAAGGUGCAAUAUGAAAAGGAUUCCACCAUAAGCAUGGUGUCACCAGAGUAGGCAGACUCGGAAACGGUUCAUGGGGAAGUCUGGAGGGGUCAAGAAAAUGCCUGGGGAAGCAAACAAAGACGAUCGACUCACUUUCCAAGAAAAAAAAUCAAGAGGCGAUGCUUGAAUCUAUUAAUCAUUUUCAUUCUGACAUCCAGAUAAUACGAAGAGUCAUCAAGCAAGUAGUAGCUUUUCAAGCUGAGGGUCCAAUCUUGAUAACUGAAGAAGAGUUAUUGGAGUCCAUCCCCAAAGUGACCACUUUCUAUGAUGAGUUAUUUGAAAGUAAACUUUUAAUUGAAAUAUCAAGGCUGUGUAAGCACCUAAAACAGCAGAUAUUUAUUGGUCAAUAUUUAAAGUUUUGAAAUUCGUAACUGAAUGAAACUUCCUAGAAUCUCCAAAAUCCUCCAAUUAAGCCUACAAUUAUUUAAUUAUUUAUCAUGAUCUGUAUGGCUUUAAAUGAGCGGAGCUUUUCAAAACUGAAACUUAUAAAGAACUAAGUGCAAUUGACCAUAGAACACUUAAGGCUUUCUUGUCUUGCGAUUUUGUCAGUAGUUCUAAGGCAAAGACUGUUAUUUUAGAUGAAGUGAUUUACAUCUUUGUAGCCAAGGAAAGUACACUUUUAACUGUAAUGUUUAAUAUUUCAAUAAAAGGUUAUUUUGUUGCCUUUUUAAAAGUUGUUCCGUCAAAUUAUGUGUGUUGUUGCUUUAGAGCUUAAUUUACAAAUAAUACUAUAUUCGGUUUUAAUAAUCUCGUUAAGAAUUACUCUGAGCAGGUGGGGGGGGGGAGUCCAUAAAGAGGGGGGUAACACUAAUCCUGGACUGGUCUAUACUGUAACUGUUGAUCUACUUAACUAAUAUGUUAUCUGGUAUAUGAGAAGAGAUCAUUACACCAUGAGUAUUACUGUGAAAGUAAGUGUAGAUACUUUUGUAGUACUGAUAGGAAAACUGAGUGUCAGUCUCAUUCUCAGUCACUGAUCCAGUCAGUGUAAACUGUAACUGUAGUCCUCCACUCAGCCCCUGUUGUAGUGAGUAGGUACUAAACUUGACCAAAGAUUUAGUCCGAGGUGUGUGUGCCUCAAGUCUAAAGCAGUGACCUGCUGUCAGUAUCACACAGUGUGACUGUUACAUUACAUUGAUGAAGAGUGUAGGAUUGAGUGAACUGGUGAACUCAGUCAUAGUGACUAACUUAGUCAGUGUUUUAAAUUAUAAUUUACAGGGCACAUAUACUAUUGUUAUAAGGUAAGGCUCUUUUGUUUAUGAGUUAUUCUACUUAAAGAAAGUAACAUUCAAUAGACAACAAGUUGGCUAAUGUCUACUUAAGUUAGUAAUGAUAUCCCAGAUUUUUUUCAACAAACUAUUUGAUAAAAUUCAUGAAACAUAAAUUACAAAAUAAUUAUUGGGCAACAAUGGUAUUAUUAUGCAUUCUGUUGACUAAACUUGUAUAAGUAGAAGGGAGGAAGUUGUAUAAGUAGAAGGGAGAGAAAAGCGUUUUUAUGACUGUAUCUUAAGAGUCACUGGCUGUAGUAUUUAGACAUAGGUUAGCAUCCAGGGCAUCAGAUGUAUAUUCAUUAUAUAGAUUUUUUUUUUAUGCCACUAACUUAAAAUAAUAUUUUAGGUUGUCAAUAUGAGACAGGUUGUGAAACGAAGCAAAGUGCAUGUGAUCAAUAAGCUUUGCAGACAUAUUGCCACUCUUAAAAAGAAAAAGUAAGUUUUUAUUAAUUGUUUAUAUAUUUUUGUAAACCUGUAACUUCAUACAAUUGAUCUAAGAUGCCAUAUCAACCUUAUGACUUUAAACCUUCUUGAAUUAGACUUUUUUUGAUAAAGCUAAAAUAAGUGUAUUUAAAAGCUAUACUUGCUUAUUGGGGAUGUUUUGAAUUUUAUCUUAGGGGUACAGAGGAGCAAAAAGCCAAGAAUCUACGAAAAGCUGAGCGCUUUCUUGAAGAAAUUGAUUCUAUCAAGGUAUUUUUAAAAUCUUAUUAGCACCAGUUUCCUCUCAUCGUUAAAUGGUCAAUUAUGUUUUGAUGCAAGCAAGUCUAUGUGGCACUUCAUAAUUACUCCUUAGUGUUUUGGCAUUUUCAAUAUAUUUAGGCAAUGGUCUUUUCACUCUGCAAAUUUUGGUGUAUUGAACAUUACAAUACCCAGGGGAAGUUAAAUUUUAUUAGCUUAGAACCACUGUAUUAAAAUAUUUGACGUAAAUACAAUAAGAUUAAUCAUCUUAACCAAAAAAUAUAUUGGUUUGAAUUAUUUCAAGCUCUUUUUAAUCAUAAUGUGAAGUUAACCAUGCAAAAGUAAAUCACUAUGCAAAUGAAUCACACGUGUCUGUUUGUCAAGGAGCAUGUGCCUCUUAGGAACGUAAAAUGUUUUUUAUCUUUGCAUUAAUUAUCACUAAAUAUCUGAACAAUAAUAUAGAAAAAAAAGUUAAUAUAUUCUGAAAAAUGUUUAAACAGUUAAUAACAUUCAUUAUGAAAGCUUUUGGUUGAUAGUCCCAAAACCCCACAUGCAAAUUGUCUGCACAAAAUACACAUAUUAAGUGAACGUUGUCAAUGUUUGUUAAAAUGUGAAUGAUCACUAUCCCUUGCUGUAUAGAAAUUAAAAGAAGACAAAGUAUCCAAGUAUGCACUUGCCAACACAAGGACAUUCGCAGACAUUAAUAAGGUAGAUCUUUCAACAGUUUCAGUUUGCUUUAUCCCUUUAUAUCAUUAAUAUAUUGUUUAAAUUGUUUAGCACUCCUUUCACUAUAAAUGUGGGGACAUUUUUUAUCUUUAUAUCAGCAGUAUGGUUUUUAAAUGGAUUAUGUUUGGUUUCAAAUUAAGCCAUUGAAAACUCUUUUACAGGUCAGCGUUUCACCGGGUCCUCGUGCAUUGGGUCGUCUCGCUGACCACCCUCUGAUGAAAAAAGUCGUCUCGGACUUUCGAGAGCAGCAUCAUGACUGGCGAGAUCUAGCCGCGUACUUGCUUGUCAAACAAACCGGGCGGAGAUUCAAAACCAAGAAGCAGAAGCAGAAAAAGCUCUCAAAAUGUGUGGAGAACAUCAACGCAUCAGAGACGAUGACCAAAGCUUACAUACAAGAAAGAUUCGGGAAUGAAGGUCUGGCAAAGGCAGAGGAAAAAUUUGAGAGGAGAAGGAAGCGCCCAAAACCAACCACAGGCAGUCAACCAAAGGAAAACGAGAAAGAAAAUGUGGAAAGAAAAGAAGUUAUAAAGUUUAUUCCUGAUCCAGAGGAAAUCAGUGCACUUCAUAAUAAAAAUAAUAUUGUAGAGAAUGUCUCAGAGAUUUUAGACAAUGACAGUGUUAUUGCUACCAGUAUUAGUACAAAUAUAACAGCAGGGCAUUCGAACCAAGACUCACAAAGCUUAAAUACAUCUGAAGUGGAAACAAGCAACAGUAAAGAUAAUAAGAGACUCAAAGUGAAAGAAUCAAAAACAUCUGGGGUCAGCACAACUGUGAAAUGUGAUGAUGAAAUUGAUUUUGCACAUAGAGACACGAGCAGAGCCAAUGCUCAGAAUAGUGAAGCAGUUUGCGAGGCGGUCGGCAGCAGUCCGAGCAGUGACCAGUCAUCAGAAUCUGAGGAGGAGGAAUCAGAUUCACACAGUGACAACAGUACCUCCAAAGCUGGUAGUACAGAUCCAGGAGAGAAAGAAGAAGAAGAAAGCUCAGAACCUGAAACUGUUCAAGGGAGGCUGGGGCACUCGGUUUCAUUGAAGGAAACACCACAAAACAGAGGCACAAAAGAAGACGGGACAGCUCGUAGAAACGAAUGUGUGGUAAAGGAAUUGGACCUGGGUGGGGAGGAUGCAGAGAACACAGAGAGCAGUGAGGACGUUAGUUUGGAUGAGAGUGAGAGUGAUUUGUCUGAAAGCGGCGAUGAUCUGAGAUUAGAGCAGGUACACGAGCAACGAGAGACAAGUAUCAUAUCAGAAAACAGUCACAGAAAGAAGAGGAAAAAGGCAAGUGUCCCGGAAUUUUUGACAGCUCCCCAAACUAAUCUUGUUAACGACCCUUUCUUUGGCAGCGACGAUGAAAGGGGCGAUAAGUUUGAAGAUGAUGAAAUGAAUGAUGGAAAGGAUUACAGUGAUGAAGAAUUUUCUGAUGUACCCUAUAAGAGGAAGGUUGGAUCAAUGUUUUAUAAUCCUGAGGCAGAUGAUGACGAGAAUUUUAAGAGACCCCGCUUCAUGAGUAAAAAUAGAGGUAGUUCCACCAGCAGGGGCGGUAGAGGAAGAGGCGGUUCAUUUAGAGGCGAUAGAGGAAACAUGCGGGGAAGAGGUGGCAUGAGAGGAGGAAGCUUCCGCGGACGUUCCUUUGGAGACAACAACAGAGAUUUUGACAGGUCAAAUAGGAGAGGUGGUCAGAGUUCCAACUCCAGGUUGGUGUAAAUAACCUUUUUGUUUUACUUAAAAAUAAAUUCAGAGUUGGUAAACAAACAUUAGUACAGUAAAAAAUAAUAAUAUUAUUAAUGUAUAGAAGUUAAUAAUAUACUGACUUCUCCAGGUGUUAAGCAAUAAAUUAAACAACUCCUAAAAAACAAAGUUUUUCUAAAAAUCCUUCAUAUGCAUAUUUGUUUUCAUUUAUGCAUUAUGCGUGAUUUAUGAUAUUCUGGCAGCUGAUUUUUGGUACAGGAAUGGUUUUUAUCAACUUAAGUGCAUGUAAAACCUACUAGACUAAAGAUAUAUUUAAACACAAAUUUGCCACAAAUACAAAGCACUUAGCAACAGCUGCACAAUUAAUCUCCGACCCAAAACUGGUUUUUGAGCGUUGGGGUGGGGGAUCGGGUAGAAAAUUUGGUAAAAUUUGUUGUCAUCUGCCACAUGUCUAUGUGCCAAGUUUCAGCUCGAUGGGAUGACAGGAAGUGGGUCACUUAGCCUUCUGAAGAUUUUGCCACCACAAAAAACGCAUAUAUAUAAGUGAAGGAUUUUAAAAUAAGAAGCAACAGGUUUACUUAUGCUCAAUUCACUCGAUCUAAUUUUCGCCAAAUUUUCUUCAAAUAUCUUUUUUGAAUGCACUAUGUUGUAACACAAAAGACAGCGUUCAAAAAGAAAUUUGAUGAAAAUUUGAUCAUGUGAACAGAGCAUUAGAGCUUUUUACUUAUCAGAUUGCAUUAUAUAAUUAAUGGCUUAAUUGGUUCUUCAUAAAUAUUACAUCAUUUCAGAAAGCAUGGAUAAGGCUUAUUUCAUUCAAUUUUUCUCAUCAUUUUUCUUGUCAUUGAGCAUUUUGAAUAAGUUGAAUAAUUUGACCACAAAAAAAAAAGCAGUUAUAAUAUAAUGUGUAGGUUUUUAUUAGCAAUCAGUAAUUUUAAUGAUCAUCUUUAUCACAGGUUUGAUAACUGGCAAGAUAAAAAGAAAGAUAUUACUGGUAGCUUCGGACAAAAUAAAGGCAUUGAUUUGAAAAAAGGUUAGUUGAAUUAGAUAUAUAUAUUUUGUUAUAUCUUCUGUCUGUUCCAACAAUGUUCAGAAACAGUUUUGUUCUGUUUGUGCGCUGGCACUUUGCUGAAUUGUUCUCUAUUUUGUUCCGUUUGUGCUCAGUUAUUAUUUUUAGUGGACUUAUCAUUAACAGAAAUAGGGGCCACCGAUAACAAUGGGGAGACUGCAAUCAGUUUAAUCAAAAAGAGAAAAUUACAGACACAUGGUAAAGGAGCAGCUGAGAAGUAGACAAAAGAAAACAAUCUUGUUUUUAGGUUUCCCCUCACCCACUGUUUCUUAUUACCUUAUGAUUUAAAACUUCUGUUCUGAGGGAACAAAAAAAAAUGUUCAUGAAUUUGCAUUGGCGUCAGUUAUUAUAUAAAUGAGAAAAUCAUUGGGAUAAAUUUAUGCUCACAUUACAGUUAACUAAUUAUAAGAGGCUUUGGACUGCAAUAAAGCAUUUUUGGCAGAUAAUUGAGACACAAACAGUGGGACAUUCUUUCCAUGAAUCAAAGAAUACUUCACUUUAUGUAUUAAAUUUUUAAAAAUUGUCAUUCAUUUUUAUGUCUUUUUCCAUCGAUAUGAAAUUUAAGGUUAUGAACUAUGAGACUAUUAUUUUUGAAGUGUUAUUUUCUGUCACUCUUUUUUUUUCUUGCACAAGAAUUAAGUCGUUCCAAAAUCAGAAAAAAAGCCACAGCGGGAGUGGGGUGACAGUUUCAACUAAAAUAAAUAAGUUUCUGUUUUGAUAUUUUAAUUUUAAAAAAUGAAGCCAUUUCCCAGAACUGAGGAGGCUAACGAAACAAUGAUUAAUAUUUCCGUUAAAUUUUUCAGUUCCAUCCAAAAGUAACAGUGCUAGUGAGAAGCUUCAUCCAUCUUGGGAGGCCAGUAAAAAACGGAAGGCGGAAAUGAGCGGCAUCACAGCAUUUAAAGGGAGCAAAAUUACAUUUGACGAUUAAUUAAAAUUCAUUUACAGUAUCACGCUUGUUUCUUCACCAUGUCUUGUUCUUUGAAUGUGCCUGGUAGCAAGCAACACACUUUCUUUU